Molecule: messenger RNA, 1624 nt
Organism: Meleagris gallopavo (turkey)
Lineage: Eukaryota; Metazoa; Chordata; Aves; Galliformes; Phasianidae
Source: RefSeq, a predicted model, not a curated record
UUGACUUCUGGGUGGGGGUGGUGGUUUGUUUGCAGGUCUGUGAAUCAAGUGUGUGUGGAAAAAUCACUCAUAUUCAGAGCUAAUAUUCCUUACCAUACUGAUAUCAUUGCUGUCUCUGAUGGACCUGAUCUAUUCUGUGUGCAGCUGGGUGAACCGAAACUGAACUAUUUCCAGCAGCCACGGCGUAUCAAAAAAUCUGAUUUUCUCAAGCUCUUGAGGAAGUAUGGCAGGCACUCUUUCUUAGCGCAAUCACAAGUCCAGCCAUCAUUCUCUGCGUUUUACCGAGCUGGCGAUCCAAUCCUAAUCUACUUUGAUUCGUUAUCUAUACUGAGUGUGCUUAGACAGCCAGUAAAAAUGGGAGUCGGUGGACUUUGUGUAGAUGGAAAUCCAGCUGGCUUCCUGGAAAGUGAAAGCACAAGCUGUACUCGCAUUUUCACAAACCUGAGCAGGAGCUGUGUCAGUGACCCUGCCCUAAAUGCUGCCUCCUACUACCAUGACUUUGCAGUACUAAAGGUUCCGAUCCAUGACACCAUUGCAGAGUCCAUGAAGGUAAGGAUCAGCCCAAUUGGACCACCUGGAGCUCCCUACAUGGAAGAUAACACGUGUAACAAUGCUGUUUCUGAAGUGAUCUAUGAGAUAGAAUUUAAUGGUACCCAUGGGAUUCAGAGUGUGUCUGUCCGGUUCAAAGUGACCAGCAUCUCUGGGAGCUCUGGAUUCUCACUGCAGCAGCACUUCACUUUGCGUUUUUGGACCAAGAUGCUUUCUCAUACACUGCCUAGAAGUGGAAACCCUGGUUAUAUCACUGGAGCACCACUACUGAUUGCAAAUGGUAGUGCAGUGCAGCAUAUGAGCAUUCUGCAGAGCGAGGCUGAUGGCAGUUGCUCGCAGUUUCUGAGACAUACAGUACGAUUUGGAAGCAAUAUGAGGACUGGCUGCAAACUCAGGCUAACUCAAAUGGAAGAAAGUAAUUGCAGUUACAUCCAGCUGAAGUUAUACAACGCUUUUCAGGGGAUGAACCAAGCAGAGAACCUUGCUAUAAUUGGUAGUGCUCGUUCAACCCAAGAAGAAGAGUGGGUGACCAUUCUGAUCCAGAACUGCAGUGUACAGACUGAGAAUUGCAGUUCCUGUUGCAUGAUUCCUCUGACCCUGGAUAUACAGAUAUUGUGGACUAAGAUGGGUCUCCUGUCCAACCCACAAGCUCAAAUAUUGGGUGUACGGUACUUCUAUCACUGUCAACCCCUAAAGUCCCUAAGCACAAGCUUGGUGCCUUUGACAACUCUUGUUACCUUCACUGACAUGACGGAAUGGCCAGAACCUCCACGUGGCCUGCCCAAAGUACACUGGAAACUCCCAUUUGUUUUUUUUCCAUUCAAGAUGGUACUGAAUAUUGAAAGAAGUUAUAGAGAUGAUUUGACUGCCUAUUUUGUUGUGAUUCUAAUAUUGUCUAGUAUUCUCUGCUUUUGAAGAGAGUCAAAUAGAUGGGACCUGUAUAAAUUCACUUACUGAACUUUAAGUACAUUUGUGCUGUGAUCCAGAUCAUAAACUGUUUUCAUCAGAUUCUUACGCUGUCUAUCAUAUCUUAUGUGCCUUCUGUUGAUGGAUUAAUGUACUUGAAUAGUUUCUG